Molecule: messenger RNA, 231 nt
Organism: Candidula unifasciata
Lineage: Eukaryota; Metazoa; Mollusca; Gastropoda; Stylommatophora; Geomitridae
Source: the annotation of a GenBank genome assembly
AUGCUCUGUGCGGCCAACAUCGCGGGAGGGGGUGAUUCUUGCGAUGGUGACAGUGGUGGGCCGCUGGUCUGUAAGCUUUCAGUUGGUAUCACCUCAUGGGGAGUAGGAUGUGCUUUGCCAAAUAAGCCUGGUGUUUACGCGAAAGUCUCAACCUUUAUCGACUGGAUAACGAGGACUGUUAGCUUCAACAGCUACACCAGGGCAGAAGAAACAUUUCCACCAAAACCAUAA